UGAAUGUGCACUAGCGCGCUACGAUCCCGCCUCCGAGCUCCCGCCCUAGCUAUUCUACCAGUACCACUACCUAGGUACUAGGUACCGUACCGCUGCACUGCACUCCCCGCAUCGUAGCCGUCGCGAUCACGUACCAGUACCCCUAUUCAUAGGACCAGUUAAAUUCAUAAAUCAGACUCUCAGUCCAACAAGACAACAAGGGGUUCAACAAAGAUGACGUCUCACCGCAGUGGCCAGUCUUACAAGUAUUCCAUAGCAGGGAAGAGAGCCAAGGAUGCCCUGAACAAGGACGAGCAGGAGUUGUUCGAGCUAUGUUGCUUGGCAGGGGUAGAGAUGAGUCCUGCUGUGUAUAGGAUCAUCAUGAAUCUUCUGAAGAUGAACGUCUCGCCCAUCGCCAUCACACAGAUGCUGAAGGCUAUGGUCAACCCUAAGGGACUGGAUCCCACCCCAACCCCCUCAAUGACAACUCGAUCCUCUGCUUCCAGCUCAGACAUCCCUGGAACAGGAACAGGUACAUACCCUGGUCACAGCUUGGUCAAGCGGUCAGCGUCUCACUCGGCCGUGAGUGGAGGGUCAAGUACGUCCGGUCGAUCAAAGGGAGGGUCCAGGAGUACGACGAGUCUUCAGAGCGAUUCCAGCGGAAGGUCCAGAUCAGGGAAGACUUCAAGUAACACAAGAACUUGAUGCAAACACUUGAAGUAAAGUAAGGAUUUGAUGCGAAUACUAAAAGUAGUUUGUGGACACGAGUCAAGAAGUUCUAUGUAUUUUAUUCAGGAGUGCAACAAGUCUUCAAAUCGAUGCCAGUGGAAGGUCUACAGUGUAUGCCAAUGAAGAUGUUGAGUAACACAAGAACUUGAUGGCGAAGAGGAAUUGUCCAGGAGUUGAACAAUUGUCGCAAGUGUCGCAAGUGUUGCAAGUGUUGCUAGCAAAGCCCGGUAGCAAAGGCGAAUAUCAGUGAACUUCCAUCACAACACAAGAACUUAAGGGCUUGAGGCAUUCUUCUGUUCAUCUUGUAAAACAGACAUAAUACAACAACGUUGUGGACAGAACUGUAGAUUAGCUUGGAGUCUACACUUUACGUUUAAAACAAGAACUUGAUGUAUUGUAAAUACAUCAAAUGAAACAAGGACAUGAAGUUUAUUAUUUUGGGAUAUUUGUAGUGCGCUUGGGCUUAGAGUUUUCCCUACCCUAAGUAUUUCAUAAGGUAAAAUAUUGUAGCUGAAAUAAUAAUAUUUGCUGGGCAAAAAAUAGAAUAACCAAAAUCACAAAUCUUGAUGGGGGAUUUGUAAAGGUGUAUACCGGUUAGAGCUGCGACGUGUAGUCGAAUGCUCGAGUACCCGCACGGUUGACAAUAUUGUUUUAUUGUUUUACAAUUCUGACCUCACAUCUCUCUAUUUCAGGCACUUUUGUGCUUUUUUCUUCUUCUCCAUUUUGCAGAAGUUAUGGGGCUCAAUAUGUAUGAUAUUUGUUUGUAGGCUAAGACGAACUGGUAUCCCUGUUGUAUGAAAGGUGAUUAUCAGAGUACAUGUAGGUGAAAGUGCAUUUUUGGAACAUCUACAUGGAAUGGAAUGGGGGCAACAAUAGUUGACAGCCUCAUCGCUUAGAGAAAUUAGCAGAUUGGUAGAUUUAAACAGUUGACAGAAGAAGAAAAAAUGACUUUGAAAGUUAAAACUCACAAAAUGCGAAAAUGUGUUCCAUAAUGUGCCUUUUUAUGUUUAUUGGUGUGUGUAAGAUACCUAGUAACACAAUUCCUACAUAUUUAAUGUUGUAAAUAAACUGUUGUUUUAUAAUGUGA
Molecule: messenger RNA, 1795 nt
Organism: Strongylocentrotus purpuratus (purple sea urchin)
Lineage: Eukaryota; Metazoa; Echinodermata; Echinoidea; Camarodonta; Strongylocentrotidae
Product: mitotic-spindle organizing protein 2
Exons: 3
Coding region: 214-684 (156 amino acids)
Cellular component (GO): spindle; centrosome
Source: RefSeq, a predicted model, not a curated record